GUAGAACAAUACGCCAUGACUUCCUUAGGCAAACUAAUAUUUGUAGAUAUACAUUGUAGACACCCAAAGUCUUUAUCUACAGAUACAUCAUCAGUAGAUAUUGAUUCUUUAUCACUUGCUUUUGAAAAUCUGUUUCAUAUGCCAUUUGACAUUAUUGAAAAUUAUGGUAACACUGUACAUACUCUGGAUAUUAGUCAUAAUAAGUUUAGUAGAAACUUACAAUUUCUGGCUGAAUUUGAGAAUUUAACGUCUUUAAAUCUAGAUCAUAAUAACAUAGAUGAUCACACUGUAUUCCCACAUAUGCCAAAACUUCAACUUUUGUGGUUAAAUAAUAAUAAUGUAGAGGAGUUAUAUCCAUUUAUAAAGAAUCUCUAUCAGAGUGUACCAAACAUCAGAUACUUAUGUCUUAUGGGUAAUAAGGCAGCACCGAGCUACUUGAACGGUGGAACUUUCUAUGACUAUCUUCAAUACAGGUUAUACGUCAUAUCUUGGUUUCCUCAUUUGAUACACCUGGAUGACAGAAUUGUGACACCAGAACAACGAAAAGAAGCCAAGAGGCUUUUCAAACGACCAUUCUUAGAAAAUUUCGCUGAACAUACUCCUCUUCCAGAAUGCAUUAAACAUCUGCACAAUAAAAUUACAAAUGUAUUCUCCAAACCGACACUGCCUUGCAAGCUAAAGCCAAGGGGAACAAACUUUGUUAUUUAAUACAGUAUUAAGUUAUUAAUAUGAUUUUAUUUGAUAGCUAC
Molecule: messenger RNA, 749 nt
Organism: Dufourea novaeangliae
Lineage: Eukaryota; Metazoa; Arthropoda; Insecta; Hymenoptera; Halictidae
Product: leucine-rich repeat-containing protein C10orf11-like
Exons: 3
Coding region: 16-708 (230 amino acids)
Molecular function (GO): protein binding
Source: RefSeq, a predicted model, not a curated record